AGCGGAAAGCAUUGGCCAUAUAAAUGUCAUCUGUCACUCUACAAACUUCAUCUGUGUAAUGUCAAGAUAGAAAAAUAUAUUUGAAAUCGAAUCGAUUAAAGUUUUCCAACAUGGCUAGCAGUCUAGCUAGAAUACAUUUUAAUUUAAAGUCGCAAAUUUCGGCUGUUCCCGUUUGGUGUGUCCGUUAUCAAGGAACACAGGCACCUCCUCCUGGUACUCCGCCACCACAAACUAAGACCAAGUUUGGACCACUCGCUGAUCAAGACCGCAUAUUCACCAACCUUUAUGGACGACAUGACUGGCGCUUGAAGGGAGCCUUGAAGCGAGGAGAUUGGUACAAAACAAAAGAAAUAGUUUUGAAGGGACCCGACUGGAUCAUUAAUGAAAUCAAGACAUCAGGUCUUCGAGGACGUGGUGGAGCGGGUUUCCCUAGUGGUAUGAAAUGGUCAUUCAUGAACAAACCUUCUGACGGCAGGCCAAAGUAUUUGGUUGUUAAUGCCGAUGAAGGAGAGCCCGGAACAUGCAAGGACAGGGAAAUCAUGAGACACGACCCCCACAAGCUUGUUGAGGGUUGUCUGAUUGCUGGCCGUGCAAUGGGAGCUCAAGCCGCUUAUAUUUAUAUUCGAGGAGAGUUCUAUAACGAAGCCUCUAAUAUGCAAUUGGCUAUUGCAGAAGCCUAUCAGGCUGGUUUGAUCGGUAAGAACGCAUCCGGAUCUGGAUAUGACUUCGAUGUAUUCAUGCACCGAGGUGCCGGAGCUUAUAUUUGCGGAGAGGAAACUGCUCUCAUUGAAUCGCUCGAAGGAAAACAAGGCAAACCCAGGCUAAAGCCACCUUUCCCAGCUGACGUUGGUGUAUUUGGAUGCCCCACUACUGUAACUAAUGUCGAAACUGUGGCUGUUGCGCCAACUAUUUGCCGAAGGGGUGGAGCUUGGUUUGCUAGUUUCGGUCGUACCCGAAACUCUGGAACUAAGUUGUUCAAUAUUUCCGGACAUGUGAAAAAUCCUUGCACUGUCGAGGAAGAAAUGUCGAUUCCACUCAAAGAACUAAUUGAAAGGCAUGCCGGUGGAGUGACUGGCGGCUGGGACAAUUUGCUAGGAAUAAUUCCAGGUGGUUCCUCCACACCUGUGAUCCCAAAAUCAGUUUGUGAUGAUGCUAUCAUGGAUUUCGAUGGUCUUAUUGCUGCCCAAACUUCUUUGGGAACAGCUGCUAUCAUCGUUAUGGAUAAAUCAACCGAUAUCAUCAAAGCCAUUGCCCGCUUGAUAUCUUUCUACAAACACGAAAGUUGUGGACAGUGUACUCCAUGUCGCGAGGGCAUUGGUUGGAUGAACAAAAUUAUGGCUCGUUUCGUCGCUGGAAAUGCUCAGCCAUCCGAGAUUGAUAUGUUGUGGGAAAUUUCUAAGCAAAUUGAAGGACACACUAUUUGCGCCCUUGGUGAUGGUGCAGCUUGGCCAGUACAAGGUCUCAUAAGGCAUUUUAGACCCGAAAUCGAAGCAAGAAUGAAGCAACAUGCAGGAAAAUCUGCUGCUAAGGCUUAAGAUGUUGGCAUUGUAUUAAUGAAAAUAAAUUGCUGUUGUUUUUGCUUAAAGUCUUAAUAAUUCA
Molecule: messenger RNA, 1599 nt
Organism: Eupeodes corollae
Lineage: Eukaryota; Metazoa; Arthropoda; Insecta; Diptera; Syrphidae
Gene: ND-51
Product: NADH dehydrogenase [ubiquinone] flavoprotein 1, mitochondrial
Exons: 4
Coding region: 111-1535 (474 amino acids)
Biological process (GO): mitochondrial electron transport, NADH to ubiquinone
Molecular function (GO): NAD binding; NADH dehydrogenase (ubiquinone) activity; 4 iron, 4 sulfur cluster binding
Source: RefSeq, a predicted model, not a curated record